AGCAGUGAUGUACGUCACAUUAGAGAAUUGUUUAGUACAUUGGAAAAACAACCACUCUUCUACACCCAUCAGAGGAACAAGAUGGACAGUUCAGAGGACAAAGGGGAAGAAACACAGCACAACCCAGUCCACCAGGAGAGAACAGACUCACCUGUACCCAGCUGUACGUCCAUGCAGAGUGAUCAUUCUAUGGAAUUUCCAUUACAAUUUAGAGACUUCCCAACUGCUCAAAGAUAUCAACAGGAGAGAUUAAAGUCAGAGAUUCCCAGUUAUCAGAGUCAAACAGAUCUGUCCUUCAUAUUUAAGUCGCUUGAAGACAACAUCAUCACUUUUGUGAAGAGAGAACUGAAGAGAUUCAAGAACAUUUUGAGUCCAGAUCUUCCAGAAUGCAUUGAGAAUCAGGAGGAUGAAGAAUUAGUGGAUGCCAAAGAAGUGAGGCAGGACAGCAGUGCCAGAGAGGGGGCUCUGAAGAUCACACUGCAAAUUCUGAGGAACAUGGACCAGCAGGAGCUCGCUGACACACUGGAGAAAAGUGUUUUGGGUGAACUUGCUCUGUGUCAACAUAAACUCAAAUCUAACCUGAAGAAGAAGUGUGAGGAUGUGUUUGAGGGAAUAGCAAAACAAGGAAACCAGACACCUCUCAAUAGGAUCUAUACAGAGCUCUACAUCACAGAGGGUGGAAGUGGAGAGAUCAAUAAUGAACAUGAGGUGAGAAAGAUUGAGACAGCAUACAGGAGAUCAGCAAGACAAGAGACACCAAUCAAAUGUAAUGACAUAUUUCAACCCUUACCUGGACAAGACAAAGGUAUCAGAACUGUGCUGACAAAGGGAGUCGCUGGCAUUGGAAAAACAGUCUCUGUGCAGAAGUUCAUUCUAGAUUGGGCUGAAGGAAAAGAACACCAGGAUGUCGAGUUGAUAUUCUCACUGCCUUUCAGGGAGCUAAAUUUGAUGAAGUCGAAAAAAACUAGUUUGAUGGAACUUCUUCAUCACGUUUUCAUGGAAACCAAAGAAUCUGGAAUAACAGAUUAUGAAAAGUACAACGUUCUGUUUGUUUUUGAUGGUCUGGAUGAGUGCCGACUUCCUCUAGACUUCCAAAACAAUAACAACUGCUGUGAUGUCACAGAGUCAACCUCAGUGGACGUGUUGCUGACAAACCUCAUCAAGGGGAAUCUGCUCCCAUCUGCACAACUGUGGAUAACCUCCCGACCUGCAGCUGCCAAUAACAUCCCUCCUGAGUGUGUUGACAGGGUGACAGAGGUACGAGGGUUCAAAAACACACAGAAAGAGGAAUACUUCAGGAAGAGAAUCAAUGAUCAGAACCUGGCCAGCAAAAUCAUCUCACACAUUAAGUCAUCAAGGAGCCUCUAUAUCAUGUGCCACAUACCAGUGUUCAGUUGUAUUUCAGCCACUGUUCUAGAGAGAAUACUUGGUCAAUCUCAAAGUGGAGAGAUGCCCAAGACACUGACCCAAAUGUACUCACACUUCAUGGUCUUCAACAAGCUAAUCAAAAACCUGAAAUAUUCUAAAGAUGCAGAGAAAAGUGAGACAUCUGAUGAAGAGAUCAUUAUGAACCUGGGGAGGCUGGCCUAUGAACAACUGGAAAAGGGCAAUCUGAUCUUCUAUGAAGAAGACCUAAGAGAGUGUGGCAUUGAUGUCACAGAAGCUUCAGUGUACUCAGGAGUGUGUACACAGAUCUUCAGAGAGGAGUGUGGGUUGUACCAGAAGAAGGUGUACUGCUUUGUACAUCUGAGCAUUCAGGAGUUUCUGUCAGCGUUGUAUGUGUUUCUCACAUUCACCAAUAACAAUGUUAAUCUUAUGGACAAACAGCAAACCACCUCCAAAGAACCUCAGAUAUGUAAAGAUACACCUGCAACCAUCCUGCACAAGAGUGCAGUGGACAAGGCCUUACAGAGUGACAAUGGACACCUGGACCUGUUCCUCCGCUUCCUUCUUGGUCUCUCAAUGGAGUCCAAUCAGUCUCUCCUACGAGGCCUACUGACACAGACAGGAAGCUGCUCACAGACCAAUGAAGAAACAGUUGAGUACAUUAAAGAGAAGAUCAAGGAAAAUCCCUCUCCAGAGAGAUGCAUCAAUCUGUUCCACUGUCUAAACGAGCUAAAUGAUCAAUCUCUAGUUAAGGAGAUCCAAGCUUACCUGAGUUCAGGAAGCAUGUCCAAACAAGAACUCUCACCUGCACAGUGGUCAGCUCUGGUCUUUGUGUUGCUGACCUCAGAAGAGGAGUUAGAUGUGUUUGACCUGAGGAAAUACUCUAGAUCAGAGGAAGGUCUCCUGAGAUUGCUGCCAGUGGUCAAAGCCUCCACAACAGCGCUGCUAAAUGGGUGCAACCUGACAGAGAGAUGUUGUAAUGCAUUGGCUUUAGCUCUCAGCUCGAACUCCUCACACCUGAGAGAGUUGGACCUGAGUAGCAAUGACCUGCAGGAUUCAGGAGUGAAGCUGCUCUCUGCUGGACUGGGGAGUCCACACUGUAAACUGGAGACACUAAGGUUGUCAUUCUGUGGAGUCACAGAGGAAGGUUGUGCUUCACUGGCAUCAGCUCUGAGGUCAAACCCUUCACACCUGGUAGAGCUGGACCUCAGCUACAAUCACCCAGGAGACUUAGGUGUGGAAUCGUUGUCUGCUGAACUGGAGGAUACACACUGCAAACUGGAAAAACUCAGUGUGGACAAUGAUGCAGAGUACUGGCUAAAAUCUGGCCUGAAGAAAUAUACAUGUGAGCUGACACUGGAACCGAACACAGCACACAAACUGUUAACUCUAUCCAAGGGGAACAGAAAGAUUACAUGGGGGAAAGAGCAGCCGUAUCCUGAUCACCCAGCGAGAUUUGAGUGUUACCCGCAGGUUCUGUGUUGAGAGGGUCUGACUGGGCGCUGUUACUGGGAGGUAGAGUGGAGUGGGUUUGGGGCUUAUAUUGGAGUGGCAUACAAAGGAAUCUGCAGGAAAGGAACGGAAAAUGAUUCUAUCCUAGGCCAUAACCGUAUGUCCUGGACAAUGCGGUGCGCUGAAGAUCAUUACAUUGCCCGGCAUAGUAAUAAGACCAUUACAAUACCCGUUCCCUCAGUCUACUCAUACAGAGUAGGGGUAUAUCUGGACUGGCCGGCCGGCACUCUGUCCUUCUACAGUGUCUGCUCUGGCACACUGACCCACCUGUAUACAUUCCACGCUACAUUCACUGAGGCCCUCUACCCAGGAUUUAGGGUUUGGAAUGGUGAAUCUUCUCUUUCAAUUUAGCAGAUGAAAUACCCAGCAAGGGUUUUUGGGGGAUUUCGAACUACAGUACCAGUCAAAAGUUUGGACACACCUACUCAUUCAACGGGUUUUCUUUAUUUUUACUAUUUCCUACAGAAUAAUAGUGAAGACAUGAAAACUAUGAGAUAACAUACAGUGUAUAUUGUCACGUCUACUCCCGCACCUCUUCUCCGGCGCUCUAAGUCGCCAGGUUAUUCAUUAUUACGCACACCUGCCACCAUCGUUACCCGCACCUGAGGCUCAUGAGACUCACCUGGACUCCAUCACCUUCCUGAUGACCUCCCCUAUAUCUGUCACUCCCUUUGGUUCUU
Messenger RNA from Oncorhynchus mykiss (rainbow trout), 3578 nucleotides. RefSeq names its product NLR family CARD domain-containing protein 3. Gene Ontology annotation, molecular function: protein binding. The record is from RefSeq and is a predicted model, not a curated record. Lineage: Eukaryota; Metazoa; Chordata; Actinopteri; Salmoniformes; Salmonidae.